AUGGCUUUUCUCUACAAUUAUCAGAAGAACAGUCAUUCUCCAUGUAUCCCCUGUGGAUUUCUAGACACAAAGAUCUUCCAGGAUAAAACUUGCUUUAAAAAAUAUCUCUCAGUUCACCAGCUGGGGGGCAGAACAUGUCACCUUAGCCUGUCUUGCAAAGAGCUCACUCUGGGGUUGGAAGAGACUCACAUGCUGUUGUUUCCUCUAUGCUCACAGCCCAAAAACAGGAGGGAAGUUGAUAAGAAUGACCGAGCAAGAGUCAUGCUAAUGCUGGUGCUGAUGUUUUUCUGGCUCCUGGCUCCAACUACAGCAAAGAGGGUGCAAACCAUAUGUAUGUUCAGGGAUUAUAUUGAGUCGGAUGGAAGAUACUAUAGUCCUGGUGAUCUCAUUAUAGGUGGGAAUUUGCCCUUGGGAAGCAUUGUAAAGUCUCAUGUCUUUAACUUUAAUACAUGGAAUCUUCAUUUACUUAGAGGAAUGAGCACCAGUUACUAUCAGCAGUUCCUUGCAUUGAUGUUUGCUGUCUCUGAGGUCAAUAAGGAUUUUUUUCUACUGCACAACCUCACCCUUGGCUUCCACAUCUAUGGACAUUACCAGAGGGACAUAUUUAUUUCCUUAAACAGCCUCUCUAUGCUCUCCUCACGAGGCCAAGUGGUUCCAGGUUACAAAUGUGACCUACAAGACACUCUGCUGUCCAUCAUUGGUGAUCUCACUGCCAGGUCCUCAAAGCAGAUGGCCUCCCUCUUCAGCAUCUUUAAGGUCCCACAGUGGAACUGGGUUGGGCUUUUGGCCCCUGAAGAUGACAGGGGAGAAAGUUUCAUCUCAACUGUGACUCCAAUGCUCCAGGAGAAGGAGAUCUGCCUGGCCUUCACUCUAAUGCUGAAAUUGGACGAUUUUCUAAUCAAUCGGAGAAAAAUUAUUCUCAAUUUCCUCACCUUGUCUAAAACAGAAGUGUUUAUUCUAUUUGCAGAGCCAGUUUCUGUUAUCACUGUAGUAGCAAUGGUACUUAUUUUUGAAAAACUCAAAAAAGUAUCAUUUAGGAAAGUUUGUAUCUUUACUUCCCAUUGGAAACUUGGCAUGAAAGAAACUGAAGAAACAUCGCAAUAUGUAAAGCAUUAUCAUGGGGUCUUGCAUUUUAGGGACCACUCCAGGGAUGUCUCUGAAUUCAGCCACUUUCUCCUGACUUUAGACCCCUUGAACCCCCAAGGACAUGUCUUUCUCCCUCGAUGGUGGGGAAAAGUCUUUGACUGCAAGAUCCAUGAACCAGGAAAGAUCCCUCCAAAGGGGGAAAAACAAUGUACAGGAAAAGAGAAUCUGCAGAAUGUGCCCAAUUACACGUUUGAAAAAAAAAUGACAGGUGACAGUUACAAUGUCUACAAUGCUGUUUAUGCUCUGGCACAUGCUUUACAUGCAAUGCAUGGAUUCAGAGCUCGACUGGCCAUGAUGAGGCUUGGAAAGAGGACCUCAAAUAUCCAGUCAUGGCAGGUUGGGCAAGUAAAUCCUGAGGCUUCCCAAGGCCAGGAUUUCACCAUUAACUCUGAUGGAAUCGUAUGGGCCACAAAGGGAAAUCCGGUUUGCUGCUACCAGUGUGAUGCUUGUCCAGAAGGGACCAUUUCUAAUCAGACAGAUGCAGCUCACUGUGAACCCUGCACAGAAGACCAAUUUCCCAACAAGGACAAGGACCAAUGCAUUGCCAAGAAGAUCCACUUCCUUUCUUAUCAAGAUACCUUGGGAUGCAUUUUAGUUUUUCUUGCCCUUUUUCUCUCUGGGAUCACUUCUGCAGUCCUGGUGAUUUUCUAUAAGCAUCAUGACACACCAAUUGUGAAGGCCAACAACCGAGAUCUCACUUACAUCCUCCUGGUCUCCCUCUUGCUCUGCUUCCUUUGCUCCUUCCUCUUCAUUGGUCAGCCAGGGAAGAUCACCUGUCUCUUACAACAAUCUGCCUUUGCCAUUCUCUUUUCCCUUGCAGUUUCUUCUGUUUUGGCAAAGACUGUCAUGGUGGUUCUGGCCUUCAUGGCCACCAAGCCAGGGAACAAGGCAAGGAAACUCUUAGGAAAACCACUGACCAACUCCAUUGUCAUAGCCUGUCCUCUGGUCCAAGCCCUUCUUUGUGCCACAUGGCUGGGAACCUCUCCCCCAUUUCUUAACUUGGACUUCCACUCCUUGUUUGGAGAGACCAUCUUGGAAUGUAAGCAAGGCUCAGCUGUAAUGUUUUAUGGUGUCCUCUCUUACCUAGGACUUUUGGCCCUUGUCAGUUUCACAGUGGCCUUUCUAGCCAGGAAAUUGCCUGACAGCUUUAAUGAAGCCAAGUUCAUUACUUUUAGCAUGCUGGUCUUUUGCAGUGUUUGGAUCUCCUUCCUCCCCACCUACCUGAGCACCAAAGGGAAGUCCAUGGUAGCUGUGGAGAUCUUCUCCAUCCUGGCCUCCACGGCUGCUCUCUUGGCUUGUAUCUUUUCCCCCAAAUGCUACAUUAUUCUGCUGAGGCCUGAUCUGAAUUAUCUGCAGUAUGGCUUCAUCAAGGUUGGGCAGAAUUUCCCUGAGAGGAAUGGAGUAAAGACUGUCAUCCUUGUAUGCAGUAGGUUCAUCAUCUCUUGUGACAAUUCAUCUCCUGGACCUCCAUGGAUCUACACCAUGCCUGGUGUCCAACUGGGAACAGAUCCAAGCAAUUUUAUCAACCAGAUGCAGAGAGAUCCAAUUUUAUCGACCCAAUGCAUGGAUAAUUCCUCUGUGAAGCCUGAAGGAAAACCUACAUGUGGCCCUUACCCAGAAGGUUUUGGAUAA
Thamnophis elegans (Western terrestrial garter snake) is the source of this 2778-nucleotide messenger RNA. RefSeq names its product vomeronasal type-2 receptor 26-like. The record is from RefSeq and is a predicted model, not a curated record. The transcript is spliced from 9 exons. Gene Ontology annotation, cellular component: membrane. Bases 1 to 2778 code for a protein of 925 amino acids. Gene Ontology annotation, biological process: G protein-coupled receptor signaling pathway. NCBI's taxonomy places the organism in Eukaryota, Metazoa, Chordata, Lepidosauria, Squamata, Natricidae. Gene Ontology annotation, molecular function: G protein-coupled receptor activity.